Molecule: messenger RNA, 1665 nt
Organism: Adineta ricciae
Lineage: Eukaryota; Metazoa; Rotifera; Eurotatoria; Adinetida; Adinetidae
Source: the annotation of a GenBank genome assembly
AUGGAAGGUCGUCCAACAUUGUAUUUUGUUCUCAAUUCGCCGAUGUAUUUCGCUACUUNAAAAGUCGUUUAUCACUCUUAUUCUUCUGAGUUCUUUUUUUGUGUAAUGGAAGGUCGUCCAACAUUGUAUUUUGUUCUCAAUUCGCCGAUGUAUUUCGCUACUUAUUCGCGAAAGUUGACGUUAAGAAUGUUUCUUUACUUCCAUGCAAAACUCAUUACACUGACAUUUCUUCUGAUAUUGGCGAUUAUACGAGGAUUAAUGUUUAUGUUUGGAGUAUUUGGGGAGAAAAUAACAACAGUCGAUGUUUAUCAUCAAGACAUGGAUCUGAUUAUUCGUCAUUGUCCAAAGUUGAAGAUUAAUUCGGCUAUUUAUCAAUCAACUUUCUACAAUCCACCAGAAUGUCAAAAAGACGUUACUUCUCGUGUACAACAACUAUGCGAGAAUAAAAUGAACGAUCAAUACGUUACUCAAAACAAUUGGUCGUCAAUUAUACAUGUAAGUAUCGAACUAGAAAUAACAGACGAAGAUGCACACUUUGUGCAACAUCAAGUCAUACUCGAAGCUGCCAUAGUUGUACAGGUGUGGAAAAAUGGAGAUUUUCAAACAAGCAAUGCUACAUGGUACAAUAACUGUGAGUUACAGAAUAUCAAUGGUGAAUUAAAGUGUGCAUCUGACUUGAAAGAUCGAUGUCCUGACAAGACAAUAAUGCACAACAUGAAUUUUACAUACAAUUGUACGUGUAACGGUGUUUUAUUGUUAGAUGGAUUUGAUUAUCCAGGUAGAGAAAUCUACAAAAUUGAAAAUAUAUCCCUACAACAGUGUUUUGAUAAUUGUACAAAAACAUCAAACUGUAUUGGCUUUGCAUUUGAUCCCGUUUAUUCACGAUGCUGGACAAAAUGGAAGUUGGAAAACUUGCGGUACCCUACAAAUUAUAUAAGAACCACUGGUAUCGUCAUUGAAAGACUUGGUUUCGAUAUGAUCACGAAUAAUUUAAAUGAUGGUAUUCCAACUCAGCAGUCAUCUCGUUCAAUAAAGACAAUCUAUAUUAAAGAGGGUGAAGAAUAUCGUGGUCAAGUUAAUGCAUCUGGCUCACUCGUCGGAUAUGGUUUAUAUUUGUGGAAGAAUGGUAAUAUGUAUUUGGGCGAAUUUACAAGUGGUGUUCAGACUGGAAGGGGUACAAUGGUUUACAAUGAUAGAAACAAAUAUGUUGGAGACUUUGUAAACGGCUAUCGACAUGGCAAUGGUACGAUGAUUUUGGCGAACAGUGAUAAAUAUGAUGGAAAUUGGGUGAACGGUUUUAGAACUGGUUAUGGUAUAUAUCAGUGGUUGGAUGGUGAUAAAUAUGAGGGCUAUUGGCUGAAUGGAAAUCAGGAGGGCAACGGUAUGAUGAUUUGGGCGAACAGGGAUAAAUAUUAUGGAAAUUGGGUGAAUGGAAAUAUCGAGGGCAAUGGCACAAAAAUCUGGUCGAAUGGUGACGAGUAUGAAGGAGAAUGGAAAGAUGAUAUGCGAAAUGGAUAUGGCGUCUUUAAAGGAUCAAAGGGCGAUACAUACCGAGGAAAUUGGGUAAAUGAUCAUAGACAAGGCAGAGGAACAAUGACAUAUUCCAAUGGGACUAUUUUAGAAACAACUUGGGCAGCUGACGAUCCAUAUCCGAUGUCUCACUAA